GCUGCUCAUGCCUCUCAUCGAGCGGAUGAAGAGGCGGCGGGCUGUGGCAUCAGGGGGCAGCGCAGGCGUCUGCUCAGAGCCGGACUCUGCACGCAGGAAGAAUGUCGAGGAAUGGCCAGCGACAGAACCUGGUGGUCAUCAAGGAACUUGAGCUCAUCUUGGACUCCUGCACGCUGGAGCUCACACCUGUGGAUGAAGUCUGGCCCAACUUGUACAUAGGAAAUGUGGCUGUUGCACAGAACAAAAACAGAUUGCAUAAGCUUAGCAUCACUCAUGUUCUGAACGCAGCACACUCCAAGCAGGGCAGCAUCGGUGACCAGAGCUUUUAUGGGAACACCUGUGUUUACUUUGGCAUCCCAGCGGAAGACUCAGACCACUUUGACCUCAGCCAAUACUUUAAAUCUGCUACUGACUUCAUUCAUAAAGGCCUGAAAAGCAAAGAUGGGAAAGUGUUGGUCCACUGCAUCAUGGGUGUGAGUCGAUCAGCCACUUUAGUCCUGGCCUACCUCAUGCUGAGGCAUCGUUUUUCACUAAGAGAUGCUCUGAGACAUGUUGUCAAAAAACGGGCCAUUUAUCCCAACCGGAACUUCCUGACACUCCUCCUGAAGCUGGACGAAGAGCUGACUCAAAAAAGGACGCUGUGCCCUGUUCUCUGACGUCCUCUCCGUUUAAAUCAGUCCUUGGUUUUCUCAUGACCUCAGCAUGUGCUGCACUCCAAUUAAAUCACUUUACGUAGGGGCUGUAAAUAGUGUAAACCGUAGGAAAACAUUUAGAGUCUCUGUUUUAUUUUAUUUUUUUGCACUUCAUGAAUAUGUCGUUGUAAUUUCUAGGUCCCACAGCAUGUUAUAUGUAAUUAUUGUUCAUGUCUGUCAACCCAAAUAUUCUUAUCUGUUUCUAUGUUAAUCACUGAACUCCAAAAUUAAAAGAAACGUAUCACCACACCACGACGCUAAUAACUACUGAUCAAUCUGUGUGCUCUACAUCUCGGACCAAAUAGAUAACACUGGCUUUAUUUAUGAAUUGAACGCCCUUCUUAUGUUAAACUAUUGUUGGUUUCUCAUUUAUUAAGCUGUUUCUUUGUUCUUUGAUGCAGUAAAAUACCUUUUAAUGAAUCCUAACGACAAAAUAAACAAAUAAAAUAGAUUUUACAAUUAA
Molecule: messenger RNA, 1155 nt
Organism: Poecilia reticulata (guppy)
Lineage: Eukaryota; Metazoa; Chordata; Actinopteri; Cyprinodontiformes; Poeciliidae
Product: dual specificity protein phosphatase 13A
Biological process (GO): negative regulation of MAPK cascade; protein dephosphorylation
Cellular component (GO): cytoplasm
Molecular function (GO): MAP kinase phosphatase activity; protein tyrosine/serine/threonine phosphatase activity
Source: RefSeq, a predicted model, not a curated record